AUGCCCCGUCCUAAAGUUCGGCCCGAGGACCGGCAACGAUCUUGCAAGGCGUGUCGAGCGUGCAAGGCAUCCAAGAUACGGUGCGACGCUCAGUUGCCUUGUGCCUCAUGUGUCAGACGAGGCCGGGGUGCUUCAUGUACCUAUUCGGGCGUUGACCGUCGUCGGCGGCGGCAUCACAACCUCAUAGGAACCCACCAGGACCUUUCUCGAAGGGCGCAACUCCGCCACAGGCCUAUCCUCCCAGUUGUGAACGAUCACUAUGAUUAUCCUCAUCUAGACGACGACCCGCUAAAUCCCACAUUCUCCUCUGGUCCUAUUACGCCAGAGCCCACCAAUGACCGCGUCACGAACCUGCCCUUGCCCAAUGGCCGUCUAUUGAGCGGGUUAACGGAUGAACAAGUCUAUGUUGAUGGAACGGCAUCAUUGUCAUUUUUGCAUUUCUUGCGGAAAACUCUCCGAUCAUAUGUGGGCUCCCUGUCGUUUACGGAUGGGGACCGUUAUCAGACGACUAUCGAGGUGGACGUCAACGACAUCGAACGCCCUGUAUCAGAUGUCACAGUGGAGCAGAUAUAUUCCUUGCUAGAUUCUUACUUUGAAGACACCAGCGGUCUUCUCGACCUAUUCACCACGUAUGAGACAGAUACCCUUAUAGCCGAAAGGAUGCAAACUGAAACAAGCACAUCGACCCCUCCAUCUCCGUCAGAUGUAAACCUUGAUGCCGCUGCUCUCGACGUUGCCUUGGCCAUAGGGGCCCAGGCUCGGGAUUUGGGCGGUGCCAACGCUCAGCUCGGAAGAAGCUAUUUUGCUCGUGCGCAAAGGGUCGCAUUUGAGGGAAUGUUGACAAGACAAAGCCUCGGUCUGGUCCGCCUGUUUCUUCUCAUGGCCUUCUAUAUGCUUGGGGCCUGCAACAGGAACGCGGCAGCCAUGUACCUGGGCGUGGCUGCCCGAGCAGCCGUGGUGAUAGGGCUUCAUCACCUAGCGAGUUAUAAGAACCUUCGAACGGAGGAGUUGGAGGUCAGGCUGCGAACGUGGAACAGCCUCCGAAAUAUCGACAUCCUCUCCAGCUUCAUUUUGGGCAGACCUAAGAGUCUCCCCGUCAUGGGGCAUGGUGAGAGAGAAAUGGAGACGAUCGAUGGACAAGUUCCGCAAGAUUCGCCACUGGCGUUCAAGGCUAUCCUAAAGGGCUGCUCGUUGUUGGAAGACACUGUUAACACAUUGAGCAAGGGCAGCAUCCUUCACGUUCCCACAGCGGAAGGCUUGCUUGAGCAACUCCGCUCUUGGUCUCAGACUUUCCCACCCCCCUUGCGUCAAUUCACCUUCACGUCGAGCAGCGGGCCAUUCCUCGACUCGGCAGAACGACAACUGCUCGCGGGAAACAUCCAUGUCUCGUGUGUGUAUUAUUUUGCCGUGAUGCUCAUCACCAGACCGUUUCUAAUUGCCUAUCUGAUGUCACGGCUUCGUGGCAGAGCACCCGAUCAGCUGAUCAGUGAUCCGGAUGAAGCGUCAGACGUCAACAUCAAGAAUAACACGGUGUCGAAGUUGGCGCAAGUCUGUGUGAGCUCGGCCAUUUACAUGGUCGACAUGUGUCAGCGAGCCAGGGUAUCGAAUUACAAUUUCGGCAAUAUGUGUCUGCUCAACGCCUGGAUCUUUGGUGCAGGCCUCGUCCUCGGCUUUUCCAUGUUCGCUGGCGAGCCCCGCAAGGACAUUGGAAACUCCUUCGAAGGCGCCCGCGAGGUCCUUGAUUGUAUCGCUGCCACAAACCAACAGGCGCGUCUGUACCAUGAGAUACUCACUAGUUUCUCCGAGGCUGUGAAAAGGUACCACCGUCGGGUGUCAAGCGAAGUGCGUCGCGCCGUCCACCAUUACAUAGACCAGAUACUAGUGGUCAAUGUCCCACCAGAUGCGUGCAUCGUGGGCCGGCACAAUCCCCAUUCCAGUGCUGGAAAUAUGAAUGGUAACUUGGAGAGCCUGUUCGCUGGCGCCGUAAGCAGCUCUCAUGCGACCAUGUAUGCGCAGGACACGAGCGCUGGCGUGGAAAGGGCGCAGACCCUUAUGGAACCGGCCGGCUAUGGCGAUGUGCAAUGCGAUUGGGGAGACAUUGACAUACAGCUAGCCGACAAUGACUUUCUCCUGGACGUUGAACCCUUUGAAAGAUUAUUCUAUAGUAUCGAAUAA
Rhinocladiella mackenziei CBS 650.93 is the source of this 2175-nucleotide messenger RNA. RefSeq lists its product as uncharacterized. Gene Ontology annotation, molecular function: DNA-binding transcription factor activity, RNA polymerase II-specific; zinc ion binding; RNA polymerase II cis-regulatory region sequence-specific DNA binding. NCBI's taxonomy places the organism in Eukaryota, Fungi, Ascomycota, Eurotiomycetes, Chaetothyriales, Herpotrichiellaceae. Gene Ontology annotation, cellular component: nucleus. The transcript has 5 exons. Gene Ontology annotation, biological process: positive regulation of transcription from RNA polymerase II promoter by galactose; DNA-templated transcription. The record is from RefSeq and is a predicted model, not a curated record. Bases 1 to 2175 code for a protein of 724 amino acids.